Molecule: messenger RNA, 1967 nt
Organism: Macadamia integrifolia
Lineage: Eukaryota; Viridiplantae; Streptophyta; Magnoliopsida; Proteales; Proteaceae
Exons: 4
Coding region: 524-1561 (345 amino acids)
Cellular component (GO): cytoplasm
Source: RefSeq, a predicted model, not a curated record
UAAGGAAGGUAUUUCAGUAGGUUCAUGGCUGUAGCCUUUGUGUAUUUGUGCAGCUUCUUAUUUUUGUAAAGGACAUCUUCUCUUUCAUGUCCAGUCCACGCUGGGCCAGAAGCCAGAUCCGUGAUCAAUGGGUCUUCUAGAUUUCUAAACUGCUCGAUGAAGUAUCAAUUAUCGACCAUCGAGAUUAGCAACGGAAAAAGUCGGAGAGGAUACAACUUCUGAAAUCGAAGUCUCUGACCCAAGAAAUUUCUAAAUCUCAUUUACCAGCUCAGGAGGAAAUUCCCAUUUCUUUGUCUGGUGAAGGUGAGAAGACGAAGAAGCUUCUGGGUUCUAUCUCCCUCCACGCAGAAACCCCCACUUUCUUUGCCAUGUUCAAGAUCAUUCCACAUAUGUGAUCCGAUUGAUUUUCCGUCAGAAUUCCCUUUCGGGAAUUCAUUACCCCUUUGGUUUUCCUCUUCAGGAUUCUCAUCUGGGUGUUCUUGAAAUUUCCAUUUAUGCCUAGUUAUGGAGUGAAUUCAAUGCUAUGAUGAAUAACCAGUCGUUUGCGCAAGGCAGUCCGAAGUCUUUCCAUGCUUACCGAAGAGGGGACUUUGAUUUAGAGUCUGGAACUAUAAGAAAACCCCGAAAGCCAAGAAAUUCGUUACACGAUUCUUUCAAGAUGCUUAACUCCAUCGGGAAUCGCCUUCAAUACUGUUACAAACUGCAUCCUUUUCUUGUUUUCCUCGUUUCUCUCUCAUUUGGGGUGACUGUUUUGAUCAUAUUGUCUCUACAUGCGAGCCGGUUCCGGAUAAUGAAUGUUCAAGGGAAUUUUGAUAUGGAUUCGAGUUUAUAUCCAUUUGCCAAACUUCGAAAUCUUGUAAUGGUUGCUGGGCAUUCGGUCUAUACAAGUAGUAGUUGUGGGAAGGUUGAUCAGGAGGAUUCAUGGUUUCUGGAGUCUUACCAGAAGCAGCCUGGACAAGCUGCUACUUUUUUGGCGCAUAUAGAGGAGGGAGUUGAAACUGCUGCCAAGGAUGAAGGAGCUAUGCUUUUAUUCAGUGGUGGAGAGACUCGGAAAGAUGCUGGUCCUCGCAGUGAGGCUCAGAGUUAUUGGGCUGUUGCUGAAUCUAAAGGCUGGUUUGGGAAGCAAGAUGAUGUUAGAUGGAGGGCACUUACAGAGGAGCAUGCAAGGGACAGCUUUGAGAACCUUCUCUUUAGUGUUUGCCGGUUCCGGGAACUUACUGGUGCAUACCCUUCCAACAUAACUGUUGUAAGUUAUGAUUUCAAGGAGGAAAGAUUUUCACAUCUUCACCGAUCUGCAAUUAGGUUUCCAGAGAAUAGGUUCUUCUAUGCAGGAACCCCGACUUCAUCGACUUCAAAGGAGGCAGCAAUGAAGGGCGAAGCAUUGGUGAGGUCUCAGUUCCAAGAUGACCCAUAUGGUUGUUCAGGUUCUCUUCGCCGCAAGAAACUUGGACGUGAUCCAUUCCACCGGUCAAUUCCUUAUCCUAAUGGGUGUCCUGAGCUGGAAGGAUUGUUCAAAUACUGUGGUCUACCUCCUUAUCCAGGCUUCCUUCCCUGGGUUUGAUAGAUUUGGUGAUAAUGUUCUCUGUUUGUAAGUUGGAGUAGGAGCUCUGAUCCUCUACUUCUGGGCUCUAUGAGGUGAAUUUUCUAAGUUAGAGUUGCAUCUCUGACCAACUGUUUUAAGUAACAGAGGCCUGACCCUUCAAUAGUCACUCUCUGUUGCUCCACUCCCCUACACCCCCUCUUCUUUUCCUCCUUUCAAUGUGUUGAAGGAUUUAGAAGGUGAAGUUUGAUCUUGUGCAAUUUGUUGCUGGAAAAAGGAGCUUCAAAAAGGAUCCAACCUUGUUCCUAUGUAUAAACCAAUAAACUCUACAAGAUCUGUGAAACUCUAGCAUUUUUGCCAGGUUCAAGCUUUGUAUUUUCCUUUGAAAGAGAGUAAUUGCAUAAAGCCUUUGAUUUAGUAGGGAUAA